UUUGCUCCAGAUUGCGAGUAUGAGAUUCCAGUGGGCCCUUGUGUUGGUGCUGCCAUGGAUAGUGCUUGGGAAGAAGCAUAAGCAGUCUGUGUUUCGCUUGACCAAUGGCGAGCCCGAUGUCAAAAAGAAAGAGAAGGCAUUCGAGGAGACUGUUGCCAAUGCACGAUUUGCCUUGGUGAACUUCAAUUCGUUUCUUACGUAUGAGAUUCGGAGAAUUGAAUCGUUUGUUUGCGUUCUGUUGGUUUUAAACACACAUAAUAUAAUAUAUCCACAUAUAUAUAGCUGUAUACUGAUUUGUCAUAUGCAUUGAUUGAGUUCAACUGAUCACCGCCUCAGCUUAAACAGUUGGCUGAAAAUUUGCGGUCAGGUUCAGACCUUCUUGCAAGGAAUGUGCUGAGUUGGAGACCUCAAUGAAGGAGGUGGCCAAGAAGCUGAAGAAGAAAGGAGUGGUUUGCGGCAUGAUGGACGGAGAUUUGGCUGUAAAUGUCGAGGCAAAGGACAAGAAUAAUGUCACUAGUUUACCCACUUUGGUCUUCUUCAGAAGUGGCUAUGGAAUAUCUAAGCAGGAAGGCUUUCAGUCAGCGAUGAGCAUUGAACAGUGGGUAAAUGCAGUUGCUGGCCCAGAGGUAGAAGUCUUUGAAAACCAAGCAGCGUUUGACAAGGCACUCAAGAAGCGCGAGACGCACGAAGUUGUAUUUGCGGCCAUUGGUGGUCCAAAGUUAAAGGAGCUUCUGGAUGUGGUUGCUCUGAAAGGCCACCGAGAUGGCUGGGGUUCUAAGAUUCGAUAUUUCUUCUGGUCAGAUGGAGGUAGGGGCAGGCCGUUUGCAGCUGUCUACCGUGGUCUCAAUGAAAUGGAGCACUUUGAUGCAGCCGGUCAAAUCAGUUCGGAGACCAUCGAAGAGUUCUUGAAGGAUGAAUAUGUGCCAAAGUUUUCACAGGUGACGGCAGCUGAUAUGAAUUCUGUGUUUGGAGCUGGCACGAAGGGCAACGUCUUUGUUUGCUUUGACCCAGCACGUUUCGAAGCCCAGGUGAAUAAGUACACCAAGGUCUUCGUGAAAGUUGCGAGAAAGUGGAAAGGAUAUGGCUUUUCCUAUUUCGACGCAAGUGAUCCUUUCAGCAAGAUCAUCAGCAUUGAGUGCCAGGAAUUCCCAGUAGUCACGUUGAAGCCACUGAGAAGGCCUUUUGCGAGCUACAACAAAUCCUUUGCUCACCUUGGAGAUGCGCUGAAUGAAAAGCAUAUCAACGAGUUUAUGAAAGAGUCAAUAGCCGCUCAUCGAAGUGCAGGAGCAGAACUGUAGCGGCUGUAGUACGGCUGUAGCGGCACAGAUGCUCAAAUUGUAUUUCAAUUAUUGUGUUUGUACACAGUGUUAGCUUCGAAGAAGCGCAUCGUUCCACAGACUGGUUCCUGUGUCUGCAUGUCAUCAAAGUUGGAAAUUGCUCGCAUUUGAUACGCAGCAUUGUUUCUUGUUGUGCAUGACCUGUUUGCAGCGUCUAUAACCAAACAAUCUUGCUGCAGCCUUUGAUUGUCAGCCUACAUGCACUGUUGCUA
Messenger RNA from Durusdinium trenchii, 1549 nucleotides. Lineage: Eukaryota; Dinophyceae; Suessiales; Symbiodiniaceae. The record is from the annotation of a GenBank genome assembly.